This is a messenger RNA of Chiloscyllium plagiosum (whitespotted bambooshark), 8329 nucleotides long. RefSeq names its product tousled-like kinase 2 (gene tlk2). Lineage: Eukaryota; Metazoa; Chordata; Chondrichthyes; Orectolobiformes; Hemiscylliidae. The record is from RefSeq and is a predicted model, not a curated record. Gene Ontology annotation, biological process: chromosome segregation; intracellular signal transduction; peptidyl-serine phosphorylation. Gene Ontology annotation, molecular function: protein serine/threonine kinase activity; ATP binding. Gene Ontology annotation, cellular component: perinuclear region of cytoplasm; nucleus.
ACUUAAUAGAUUGGUCUUUUCCACAUUGUUGUUUGUUGACAUGCAGAUGGUCUGCUAGCUUAUCCCACAUUCCAACAAUGACUUAAUUCCAAAAAUAUAAAUCAGUUGUAUAUCUGAAGGUACCAUUUAAAUUCAAGAUCUCUUCUUUUUAAACAUAGAAACAGGUGGAGGUCUUGUUGAGAACUAGCCCGAUGGCAGUGUAAGGAAAACCCUGACGCCAGAAGCUUGAGAUUCCCUGCUCAUUGUGCACUUGUAUGUUUGAUGUGGGGAUUGAUGAUGGUCAUAUACCUCAUAUCCUCUGGUGCAAGCAACACAAUUGGAGGAGCUCACUUCCCUGGCGGUGGUGAAAAUAAAUUGCAAGAAGUUUGAAAUUGUGCAGACAUUGCACCCACAGGAUUAGAGUUUGGGUGUCGAGUCGAGAGGGGUGGGAGGAGUUUUUGUUGUAAUCUCGCGAGAGGACACACUCCGCUUUAUUGUUGAUUAACUUUUAAUCGCUCGGCGGGCCCUCUCGCCCCCUCCCCCUAAAGGGACAUCCUCGCUUUAAGAGCCAGUGACUCCCCGGCCUCUGGGACCGAUGUCGCGUUGCUCAGGCCGCCACCAGUCCCCGUGAUACUCCCUGGUUGUCCGCCUGUCUCCGGCUCGUAGUCUCGGGGGUGGAGGGGAGCGGAUUACUGACUGACCGCAGGCCCGGCCCCGGUCACAGGCCAAAGCUGUCCGCCGUGUGAGGGAUCCGCUGCCGGGGGAAGAACCCAACCGGACAACAGCAGCAGCAGAAAUGAUGGAAGAAUUGCACAGUCUGGAUCCACGGCGACAGGAGCUGCUGGAAGCAAGAUUCACUGGAAUGGGCGUCACCAAGAUGCCAGUAAAUGAGUCUUCCAACCAGAGCUUGUGUAGCUUGGGAUCUCUGAGUGAUAAGGAAUCUGAGACGCCUGAAAAGAAACAAAAUGAGCAGCGAGGGAGGAAGCGAAAGGCGGAUCCCUACAAUGAGGCCAAUCAAGGCAAAGGCACUCCAAGGGGUCAUAAAAUUAGUGACUAUUUUGAGUUUGCAGGUGGCAGUGUUACAGGCACAAGUCCAGGGCGGAGUGUACCACCCGUAGUUCGUUCAUCCCCACAACAUUCCUUAUCAUAUUCAUCACCUUCUGUUCAGCAUGGCAGUCCUUCGUCAGUGGGAUCGGCCAACACAGAACAUUCCUGUAAUUCACAAAAGAUCAUUAAUGUACAACACAAACAAUUGCAGACAGACUUCACGCUGGAAAAGCUAACUGCCCUGGAAAGCAGCAAAAGUUCUGACCUGGAGAAAAAGGAGGGAAGAAUUGACGAUUUACUGAGGACGAAUUGUGAUUUAAGAAGACAAAUAGAUGAGCAACAGAAAAUGCUUGAAAGAUACAAAGAACGGUUAAAUAAAUGUGUGACGAUGAGUAAAAAGCUACUAAUAGAAAAGUCAAAACAGGAGAAGCUCGCCUGUCGAGACAAAAGUAUGCAGGACCGUCUGCGACUUGGGCACUUCACUACGGUGCGGCAUGGAGCUUCAUUCACUGAGCAAUGGACAGAUGGCUACGCAUUUCAGAAUCUUAUUAAACAGCAGGAGCGGAUAAACACCCAGCGAGAGGAGAUUGAGCGACAAAGGAAGCUGUUAGCAAAACGGAAACCAGCAGCCAUGUGUCAGAUGCCACCUACAAAUAAUGAGCAAAAACAGAGGAAGAACAAAGCAAACGGAGCAGAAAACGAGACCUUGACUUUAGCAGAAUACCACGAACAGGAAGAAAUCUUCAAACUAAGAUUAGGCCAUUUAAAGAAGGAGGAGGCAGAGAUACAAGCAGAACUAGAGCGGUUGGAACGAGUACGCAAUUUACACAUAAGGGAACUGAAGAGGAUACACAAUGAAGAUAAUUCACAAUUUAAAGAUCAUCCAACGUUAAAUGACAGGUAUUUGCUACUGCACCUGUUGGGACGAGGAGGCUUCAGUGAAGUAUACAAGGCAUUUGAUCUACAAGAGCAGAGAUACGUAGCAGUAAAAAUUCACCAGUUAAAUAAAACCUGGCGGGAGGAAAAGAAAGAAAAUUACCACAAGCAUGCCUGCAGAGAAUAUAGAAUUCACAAGGAGUUGGAUCAUCCCAGGAUAGUCAGACUCUAUGACUAUUUCUCAUUAGAUACAGACUCGUUUUGUACUGUGUUAGAGUAUUGUGAAGGCAAUGAUCUGGAUUUCUACCUGAAGCAACACAAGCUGAUGUCAGAAAAGGAAGGGCGCUCCAUCAUCAUGCAAGUGGUCAACGCUCUGAAAUAUCUAAAUGAGAUCAAGCCCCCUAUCAUUCACUAUGACCUUAAGCCAGGUAACAUUCUCCUGGUGAACGGAACAGCUUGUGGAGAAAUAAAAAUCACAGACUUUGGGUUAUCUAAAAUCAUGGACGAUGACAGCUACAAUUCAGUAGAUGGGAUGGAACUCACGUCACAGGGAGCAGGCACAUACUGGUAUUUGCCUCCUGAAUGUUUUGUGGUUGGGAAAGAGCCUCCGAAGAUUUCCAAUAAAGUUGAUGUAUGGUCAGUGGGAGUUAUCUUUUAUCAGUGUCUCUAUGGACGCAAGCCAUUUGGUCAUAACCAGUCCCAACAGGACAUCCUUCAGGAAAACACAAUUCUGAAAGCUACAGAAGUGCAGUUCCCUCAGAAGCCGGUGAAUAGUGCAGAAGCAAAGGCUUUUAUUCGUCGCUGUCUGGCAUAUCGUAAAGAGGACCGGAUAGAUGUUCAGCAACUUGCCAGUGACCCAUACUUGAUGCCUCAUAUUAGAAAAUCGGUAUCUAGCACCAGCCCAGGUGUGGUUGCAUCAACCUCUGGAUCAUCUAAUAACAACAGUUCAAACUGAGCAUGCAGACGAUCCACUAAGAGGGCACAUAACACAAAAGGAGUACAGAAUCUGUACUAGUAAUAUCCUGAUUUAUACCAGGUGUUUUCUCUGUGUCUGUCCAGCGUGGGGAAGAACGUCCUCACAGAUUCUCUGAAGCGAGAUGGACAAAGACUGCGAUGCUCCAGGCUGGAAGCAAGGAGGCGAUGGCAGAGGCUAUGAAUCACGGACCAUGACUGAUGGCUGCUAAUGAAAAGGACAAUGAUCAGAAUCUGCAUCUUUCUCCCAUGUCCCUUGGCUGUAGCUCAGACACAGCCAUGAACUGAAAGUGGCUGUGUGCUAGAAGAGAGUAAGCAAGAUGGGUGUUUGUUUUUAAAUCUUUCUAAGAUAUCUUCUAUCUAUCCCCCCACCCCAAACGCACACAUGGGGUGCACAAACGAGCACACACAACGCAAAUUCACACAUACAUCCACAUAUACACUUCCCUGCCAACCUGCACAAUGACUGAAUGACAUUUGUUCCACGUUGAGCACAAGUGUGGGGACUUGAUUGUUCCAAAGUUUGGAGCUGCCUCUUGGUGUUGGUGGCUGUUUUUGAGUCAGUUAAACACAAGGUCCUUUUGGCCUUAAAAAAAAAAAUUGAAGUUUUUCUCUUCCUCGUCCCUCCCAUCCCACCAUCCCAUAUCCCUGACCUUUUGAUUCUGUUUCUCUAUAGCUUUUUCUUGCACUGUUCCUUCAGUACCUUAAUAUGUUGCUCACUUUCUGCUCAGGUGGAUGUAGAUUGAGACACAGACAACACUAAGGCUUUGAGGAACCUGCAACAGGAAAAGUACCUUGAAUUGACACUGAGGCAUCUUCUCUUUCAGUCUCUCUUUGCCUUGUUUUCAUCAUUCAUGUUUUUUUUCAUUUAUCCCUCUUGCUUACAUUCCCCAAACCUGGCAGUUCAUUUCUGCUUUUGGUAAACUCCUGUUUUCUGAAGGUGUAUUCUCAAUUCAGUUGGCAUUUCUAUCAGUAUAAUAAUAUUUGUGAUCCAUGGUUUCCAUGUAGUUCUUUUUAAAUUUUGAGUUAAAUAACUGAAGAUAUUCACUUGGCAAAUUUCAGUGUCUGACUUCCACGUGACUUGUUUUAUUUUCAUUUUACAGGAAUAAAUCUUUCAGGGUGGGAUGUUGUCUUUGUACAUUAAUAAUUCAAGUUCAGAUAAAUUAUUUAUGAUGUUUUGCAAUCUAGCUCAGAUCAGUAAAAUAUUGACAUCAUUUGCUCAUGUCAUGGCCCUUUCCACCAAUGCAGGGACCAUGCAUUGUUGUGUAACCAAACAACCAGUUAACCACCUACAUCUGAUCACAGACAAGUUAGAGUUAGGGAAAACCUAACUUAUGACAGGGGUUUGACAUAGUUGGUCAGAUGUAUCAAAAGCACUAUACCCCUAGGGGAUAUUUAAAUUUCUGGAUAAGCAGAAUACAGUUCUUGAACACUUUCCCAAAUAUAGUAUGAAACGUUCCUUUUUAACAUGAGUUUGAGGGGAAAACUAGCAACAAAAAGUGUGGAGUUUUUUUUUAAAAGGAGUAAAUUUCUUGUUGCAGUGGAGUAAAAUUUAGGUUAAAUGAGGCAACUUCAACUCAGACUAAUAUCAGAGUCUUACACAACAUAAUGAGGCCACUUAAUCCAUCAUGCCAGUGCUGCCCCAGUUUUUUGUUUGUUGGGUUAGUUAAUCCAUUUGAACACUUAAAUUAAAUUAUCAUGUUUGCCUUCACUGAAGUAGAAAGAAGACUCCACGUUUUUCCUUUAUAUUGAGAGCCACUAUUGAUUACUCAGUCAAGGUUAACUGAAUCUGAACAUGGAUAAUGAUCAUCCUUUUCUGGGGAGAGUAGUCUUGUUCCUGACUUCUUACUAAGUGUAGUGCACCAGAAAUCUCGGACAACAGUAACAUAUUGUGCACUUGCAUCCAAAGUGGCUUAGAUUGGCAAGGGUGCUGCAGUCUUAGUCAUAUGAGUGUUCUCCCUCCCUCUGCCUUCUCACGUGAUGCCUUUAUCUUUCAUUUUCCUUCUGCUACAUUAUCAUCCUCCUCUCUUGUACACGUAUGCACUUUCUCAGCAGGUCUCACUGCAUCACUGUUGCUUUUCCACCUCCAGAAUUUUCAUCAGCAAGUUUCUUGAGGUCACAAACUAGCCCUAUUGAAAUAUGUAAGUUUCAACUAAUGUCCUUCCGCACUGUACAAUUUUGUUACCUAUUCACCCUCAUUUCAAACGAGAGAAUGUUUAAGGAUCCUCUUUUUAUUAAAAGGGGGCAAAUACCUCCUUACUUUUACAUUGAGUAUUUUGAUCUUAACUUUUCACAAUGGUAAGAUAAAGUGUGACAAAUUAACUUUCCCUCUAGUAUAGCUUAGAAUUCAAAUCCAAACCUGUUCAGACAAGGAUAUUGCUUCAGCUUUGUGUGGUGAAUUCCUGAUGGAGGGUUGAGAGUAUCAGAUGGCAAAAUGGCUUAAUGUGGAAUGUACUACUUAAAUUGAGUACAAGAAAACUUAGUGCAGAUUUACCCAGUAACCUGUUUGAAGUGAUUUUGCUGCAAAUCCUGCUAGUCAAUGUUUAGUCAACAAAAGCUGGGCAGAAUUUCAAUGUUACAAAUUUUUAAUGUUGGAAUUGCUCCUAAAUCUUGCAGUGGCCAAGCUUGAUUGCAUUUAGUUCCAAAGAAAAGUGAAGUUUUGCAUGAGUGGCUGUAUUGAAGCCUUAAGCCCCCAUUUCUAACUGGGUCCACUCAACCUUAAGGCAAUACCUGGAUUGGCAUCUACAGGAGCGCUUCCUUGUUGAAAUAUGGAAAAAAAAUUACUACUUAAGAAAUGGUGUAUAAGCUUAAAUACAUUAGAUUUACUCCUCCCCCAAAAUAAAUUAAAAUUUCCGAAUUUCUAGGAAGCCAUUGAAUCAUUGUCAUUGUUAUUGAAAAUAAGGGCACUAUGAAGAUAUAUGGUUAUUGUCACCUGGUUUUGUCCAGAAGUUAGUGGUUCUGCAUGCAAAGUAAAUAUUCAUGUCUGAGUUUAGAGGCUGCAGGAGUAAAGUAAAAAAGCAAACCAAUCUGGUUGAUCAUUAAUGCUAAUGUUGAUCUAAAUUUCGUGGCAUUGUCUGUGCAGAAUGUUUGAAUAAGUCUCUAAUUGAGAGAGAAUCAUCCACACUGCUGUUAAUACAGAGUAACCAGCCUGAAUUCUCUAGCUGUCUCUAAAACAUCAUUAAGGACUAACAACACUGGGCUGGUUAAAUGUCUUUUCUGUUUUUUUAAAAAAAUUUGAUUCAGCUUUUAUAUUGAUUUUGUUAAAGGACCAAGGCAAAUUAUUACACAAUUCAAGUUCAGUAAAUUGCAGUUUGGCAGUCUGUGGUAAUCACACUUGGUUGGCUUGUGAAAUAAGUCAUGUUCCCUUUUUUAAAACUACCAUUAUCUGAAAUUGUAGGUCAUGUGCAGGCAUCCCUGGGGGAAAGGUUUAGAAAGAAGUACUUAGUCUAGCUCCUGGUGAUUUGCAACUAGAGGUUGCACCAUGCAAAGGUACUUCAGCCGAGUUGUUUAGGAUUGGUGCUUGUGUUCUUGGUAACAAAGCCCUUCUAAGAAGACAAAAUGUUGGCUGUAACUCUUAGCUUUGCUCCCAAAUCUCUGGGACUGCAUUUUUAUUUCUCCUGAGUCUGAAAUGAUGGUGGAUUGUGGAAGGAGGGAGAAUCGUAGUAAAGUUAAGACUGACUUUGUCCAAAGCCCAACACAAACUGGAAAUUUUGUAUUCUCUGGUCAUGAUCUAUUUGUGGAAGUUGUUCAUGUAACCAUUAAUCUCAUCACUGCGAGGAGCUCAUUAUCAUUCUAAACAAACAUUCUCCCAGAAACAAACAUUUACAAUCAAUCAGCAGAGGAAAAUUAAAUUGAUGUUUUUGUGCAAGAAGAUGUUAAUCCAUCACAUCGGAUGGUAUGAACAGCAGAAAUGGAUCUCUGGAAAAUGUUUGAAAAUAAGAUUUGUGCAGAUCUCUCUUCAAUGUGUCAACACAAUUGUUUUGCACAGUUGGUCAUUCUGUUUGAGAGUUCAGAUUUUUUUAUUUCUCUAGGAGACUCAUCUUGUCAGAAUCGAAAGAUCUGGAUUUUAUUUUUGUUUUCCCCACAUCCAUCUCAACCGUCGUCUUAACAUUCAUUUCAACUCUCAAUAUUUAGGCAUGUGCAGCUAAUAGAGGGUGCUGUAUGCUAUUGAUGAACCAUUAAAAGAUGUGAUGCAAAGUAAAUAUGACUUGAGUUGCAAAAGUUGCUCUUGUAUCUUUUUAAAAUACUUCUUAAAUAUUUUAAACACUGGAACUGCUUUUCUUCAGAGGAGGAGAUCUACUUGGUGCUUACAUACAAAUCAUUCUGUUUACUCCUGUUCCAAUAAAUAUCCAGCAGAGUUAAAGGUGUUCUUACCGUUCUUAGUUUAUUAUGGUGGAUUUCACAAGAAUGUGAUAAGUCUUUUUAGCAGAUUGGAAAGUUAAUCCAUUUAACACUGAUUGUAAUACCCUAGAAUAUAAUACCCUGCAGGAGUUCCAUGACGCAAAAUCGAAAGAGUACAAGAUUUUCUUAGUGGGUUUAGUCAGUCCCCAAUAUAUUGGGUUGGAUCAUAUAUAAUUUUUUUUCUCUGGAAACUUUUUCAGAUGAAGAUUAAACUAACUCUGACUUUAUUAAAACAAACUGGUGUCACAUCUUUGGAUCCCAGUUUUUAAAUGCAUACUGCUUUAUGGAAAACACCCCUUUUUGUUUAUUCCGUCUAUCACUUAUUUUCUGUUUGAAAUUGUGUGUUCCUCAGUUCAUUCACAGCUGACGGAUAAUCUUUGACUAACUCCACCUCCCUCUUCACUUUUACAUUCUUUUCCCCUUCCCACCCCAACUUACUCUCAGAUCCCCAAAGGUACAACCUACAGCAGUGUGCUCUUAUGGCCGAGUGUCAUUCAGCACUUACACAUGUUGCGAAACUUUGGUUUUUUUGAGUGUUCCUUUCAGUUUAUUUCAUUGCAGCUAGUUUAAACACUGUGAAUAAUUCCUGGUUUGGUAAGCUUACAGACCAGUUUAUUUCUCCUUGUGGUUCCUCUUUCCAACUAUUCUGUUUUUUUUUUAAAUGAAAUUUGUACAAAUGCCUCUAUUUAACUGUAUACUGUAGUGGUAUGAUGACGAUUCUGAUUUCAACUACAUGAGCCUCUCCUAGACUACAGCUUUACUUUUAAUGUACAAAAGAGAAACAAAAUGAAGGGGUGAGUUUAAACCGGUACGGAUAUUUUCUUUUGAAUCAAAAGGAAGGUACCAUGGAGCCCCUGUGAGUAUGUGUCACUGUGAAAUACAUGCUUGGUUAAUGACCCAGUCUGUGGAUGAGGGUUGCUGUGUAUAUUUCAAUAAAUUGUAUUGCUUUGACUGUGCAGAUUCCAAACCGUUAGAUGUCCAUUGAUAGCUGCUGCAGUGUAGAAAUUGUUUCUUUUAUUCAUCUGCUAAUAAAUUGAAACUUAUAAAAAAAAAA